Messenger RNA from Alternaria atra, 1023 nucleotides. RefSeq lists its product as uncharacterized. The record is from RefSeq and is a predicted model, not a curated record. The transcript is spliced from 4 exons. NCBI's taxonomy places the organism in Eukaryota, Fungi, Ascomycota, Dothideomycetes, Pleosporales, Pleosporaceae. Bases 1 to 1023 code for a protein of 340 amino acids.
AUGGCUGCACCUACUCAGGCGGACAUCGAGUAUAUGCUCAUGCACCAAGACGACGACCGCAGACCAAACUACAUCGCUGCAAAUGCUAUCAUCAUCGGUCUGGCAAUUCUGGCGGUGGUGCUCCGUUUCGUCUCCCGGACGUUAGCUGGUGUAAGGCUCGGGUUAGACGACUACACUAUUUGCGCAUCCUUGUGGGCAUUGGUCGCUGAAACGUUCUACAACGUCUCCAUCAUGACGACAAAGAUCUCUAUCCUUGCGCUGUACAAUCGUAUUUUCCCGUUCCGCUGGUUCAAACUGUCGAUAUACGGGCUUGGGGCUUUUAUCAUCGCUUACUCAGUGCCUCAAAUGUUCGGCACGAUCUUCCAGUGUGUUCCAAUUCACUCCAAAUGGACGCCUGGUGUGGUUCCAAAGUGCAUCAACUACGUCGCCAUGAUCGUUGCCUGCGGCGUGAUCAACAUCGUCACGGAUUUCAUCAUGCUGGGUCUUCCCAUAUUUCCCCUCUGGUCUCUUCAAGUGUCGUCGCAUAGAAAGUGGGCUUUGACAUUCAUGUUUCUGAUUGGAGGACUUGUUUGCAUAAUCAGCAUUGUCAGACUAUUCUACGCGCAGCACGUAGCCACUGUGGACCCGACAUGGGACUUCGUGUGGCCUUCAACCAUAUCCGGCCUAGAAUGUUGCAGCGCGAUCAUUGCAGCAUGUGUCCCCACGUGGCGACCAUUGGUGAACAAGAUCCGCCAUGGAGUAGCCGCAGAGAACACUGUGCCACAACCGACGAAGGCGACGAACGGCGCGUGGAGCAGAUCCGGAGGAAUCACUGUGCCGCUUCGUCGUCUGCUCAACAGCAAACGGAGUAAUAUCAGCGUAACAUCGGAUGACAGCCACGACGCCCGUCUCUACAACGAGCUUAGACGGAAUAACGACUUUGAAGCUAGGAUCGAAACGGCCCCGGACAAUGAAUGGCCGCAAUCCCAUGCUUCCAAGAAAAACAUCCUCGUCACUCACUCAUUCACUUCUCAGAGUACUUAG